AGCAGAGGCGGCGGAGAACCGAGGACAAAGGUGGCCGUGCGGCACCGGGAGCGGGGCCGGGAGCGGGGGUCCGCAGCGGAGCGGAGCUGAGCGGGCGGCAGCCGUGGGAAGGCGGCUUUCCCGCUCCCAAACAUCCUCAAGACUUCGGGGACCCCAAAAAGAUCCCCAAGAUACCGGGGGGAAAGGGUCCCGUCCCCCUCGAGAGCCCCCGUCUCAUCUUCCUGAUCCCUGCGAUCCCAGGCAAAUAAUAAUCCUGUUGCUCAUCUGCCUUCUGCAGGCUGGGGGGACGGUGAAACCCGCUGGAGCCAGUAGCCGGAACGGGGACACAGGGUGCCGGUCCUUACAGCCCCCUUACACCAUCCGAUCCGGGAUCCAGCACUCCCACAGCCACCUGCACAUCACCGAUGCUGGCGGAUGCCGGAGACCGGAGCUAGAGGCUGAGUCCAGGACACGGAGCCAUGAAGUUGAACGAGCGGAGCUUGGCCUUUUAUGCUACCUGUGACUCCCCGGCUGACAAGGCUGGCUUCCUCUACAAGCGCGGCGAGCGGCACACGGCGUACCACCGCCGCUGGUUCGUGCUGAAGGGCAACAUGCUCUUCUACUUUGAGGAGCGGGAGAGCCGGGAGCCGGUGGGUGUCAUCGUGCUGGAGGGCUGCACUGUGGAGCUCUGUGAUUCGGCUGAGGAAUUCACCUUCGCCAUCCGCUUUGAUGGCACCAAGUCCCGCACCUACGUGUUGGCGGCCGAGAGCCAGGCUGCUAUGGAGUCGUGGGUGAAGUCGCUCUCGCGAGCCAGCUUUGGCUAUAUGCGCGUGGUGGUGCGGGAGCUGGAGAAGCAGCUGGAGGAGAUGCGCUAUGGGAUGGCCGGUGGGUGUGCUGGGGGAUGCCGGGGGUCUCCCGGCUCCGAGAAGCCAAAGCCCUCGGAGCUGGAGAGGUCCCUGGAGCGGCUGCCGGCUCUGCCCACUGUCUUGCCAAAGGAGAAUGGCUGUGCGGCGUGGAACAACGCAUCGGGAGUGGACCAGCCACGUGAAGCUUCGGGUUGUGGUGGGGAUGCUGGUGGUGGGAACCUGCGGCCACCACUGCGGCCGCCACUGCGGCCACCACUGCUGCCACCACGCAGGAGGGCGGCAAGUACCGAGGUGGGCAGUGCUGCGGUGGAAAGCCCGUCCUCCUUCUGCCAGCUCCACGAGCGGUAUGGCCGGGAGGUGGCCCAGCUGCGGCGGGAGUGGCUGGAGGGGCAGCGUGGUUCCCGGCCCUGAGUGAUGGCUGAGCCCUCGGGACCUGCCAGGACCUGUGACAGGGAAAUGAUCAUUGUUGGUGCUGCAUCGGUCCCGUCCUCACCCUGGGAUGUGCAGCCCUGUCUAUGGUGGUGAUAGACACUUACUGAUGGUGCCAGCAAGGGCUCAGCACUGAGAGACACUGGUGCUGCUCUGUGAUGGUGAAACACCAGCCCAGCAUUGAUGGCAACUGGGCUCAGCAUGCCAACAGCCAGGCAUGAAGCCCCUGGGCUUUGGGAGCUGCCAGGAUCUUGGGCAUCUCGUGCCAAGGCAGCAGAUGCUCCCUGCAUGGGUGCACCCCUCCAGUCAUGCCUGGCAAGCAAUCAAGCUAGAAACCACUUGCUGGUUGAUGCCUGUUGGGACUCAACCAUUGCACUGGAUCUGGUGGGGCCUCUUGGUGCUCCUGCAGUGGCAUCAUCAACUGGCAAUGCUUUUAGAGGACGAUUUGGAUGGGAUCUCGCCAGCCUGAGCCCAUGUGUGGGUAUUUCACAGCUGGGGACCCUGCUACCGCCUUCCCCUCCCUGCGCUGAGCUCUGCCGGAUCCCUCUGCUCCAGCAGGAUGUGGUCUGAAAAUGAAAAUAUCAGCGAGCACAGCCCUUCCUUAAUGGCAGCAGCUUCCCCGGGGAGCUGGUGACACCCAGCCCGGGGUGUCCUACACGGGGCAAUCGCUGCUUGCAGCCUGAUGGGUGAACCCAUGGUGAGGGCAGACCCAAGGGAACACAAUGGUUGCAGGCACUGCUGUGUUGGAUGGAUAUUUCGGGGCAGGGCAUCAUCCCUGAGCUGGCUUCCUAAGGGGAAGCAUCACUCACGGUGGUAAUGGGAACGUAUGUGUCAGCACAGAGCGUGUCGAGUGAUUCAUGUGCCAAACUGGAGUGAAGCCAGUGUCUCGUGCCAGUGAUGCUCUUUUCUUUUCCCAGUGGUUUAGAUUGACACUGAAGCUGCUGGCCUGGAGCUGGGGUCACCUAGGUUUGAGCUGGGUGGCUCUGGCUCCCUUUGCCCCGUUGGGACAAGCACAGGAUUUUGCUACAAUAAAAGUUGUUUCAGAAAUUC
This is a messenger RNA of Strigops habroptila (Kakapo), 2324 nucleotides long. RefSeq names its product PH domain containing endocytic trafficking adaptor 1 (gene PHETA1). Gene Ontology annotation, biological process: receptor recycling; retrograde transport, endosome to Golgi; endosome organization. Bases 459 to 1256 code for a protein of 265 amino acids. The transcript is spliced from 2 exons. NCBI's taxonomy places the organism in Eukaryota, Metazoa, Chordata, Aves, Psittaciformes, Psittacidae. The record is from RefSeq and is a predicted model, not a curated record. Gene Ontology annotation, cellular component: trans-Golgi network; recycling endosome; early endosome.